Monascus purpureus is the source of this 318-nucleotide messenger RNA. The record is from the annotation of a GenBank genome assembly. NCBI's taxonomy places the organism in Eukaryota, Fungi, Ascomycota, Eurotiomycetes, Eurotiales, Aspergillaceae.
AUGCCGGUUGUCGCAGGCCCCCCAGCAGGCCCUUCUACUUUUGAGAAGAUGAAAAUGGGUGCCCUCAUGGGAGGAACCGUGGGUGCUAUCAUGGGCUUCAUCAUAGGAACCGUUACCAUCUUCCAAGUCGGCGCCCCAAACGGUGUGAUGCGGACACUAGGCAAGUAUAUGGCUGGUUCAGGCGCAACGUUCGGUCUCUUUAUGUCCAUCGGCAGCGUCAUCCGCUCUGAAUCACCCUAUCACGAUGCCUGGAUCCGGGCUCGAGGACCCCCGAUGAUGCUUCCCCGACAGUAUCCCUCACGAUACAACCGCCAGUAG